Danio aesculapii is the source of this 1277-nucleotide messenger RNA. RefSeq lists its product as uncharacterized. Bases 166 to 1200 code for a protein of 344 amino acids. Lineage: Eukaryota; Metazoa; Chordata; Actinopteri; Cypriniformes; Danionidae. The transcript has 5 exons. The record is from RefSeq and is a predicted model, not a curated record.
CUACCACGAGUUUUUGCCGACUCUGUUAAGCUUUUUUAUGUUGUCAUAUUUAGGAUUGUAAACUGUCUUCUUUUUAUUAGGAUAUUUUAGUCAGUAACCGUCGCUUUGUUAAUUCUUCUGAUGACAGCCGUAUAGGUGUGUGAGUUUGCUGGAAUAUUCAACAUUAUGUGCAGGACUUCCAUCUUCUUUCAGAUCUUACUACUAAUGUGUUGUGUGUUUGGUGCUGAUGUAGAUGAAAAGAGGUCAGUGAUGGAGGGAGAUUCUGUCACUUUGAACCUCGAUCAGGAUAUACAUGGGAUUAUUCUGGUGCAGUGGAAGUUUGGAGACAAAGGUUCCACCAUUGCUGAAAUUGAUAGAAAUAAAAUAUCAUAUCCUGAACUAAAUGAGCUAUUCAGAGGCAGACUGAAGCUGAAUCAGACUGGAUCUCUCUCCAUCAUCAAUAUAAGAACUAAACACUCUGGACUUUAUAAAGUACAGAUCGACCACCGUGGGCUUCCCUUAAAAAGGAGCUUUAAAGUUGAUGUCUGUGAGGUUCCAUCUGUUAUUAAAGCUCAUAAAGCUGAAAUGAAUAGCAUGUCAGUGACGAAAGGGACUUCUGCUGUUCUUCAGACUGAUGUUACUGAAUUGCAUGGAGAUGAGCUAAUAGUGUGGAGAUUUGGAGAUGAAGGAAAACUGCUUGCUAAAGAAGAUAAAGAGACGAAGAAUCCACCAUAUUAUAAUACCGAUGAGAGAUUCAGACACAGACUAGAGCUGAAUGACGUGACCGGAUCUCUGACCAUUAAGAAGAUGAAAGACACAGACGCUGGACUUUAUACAGUGAAGAUCAACAGCAAUGAACAGAUAGCAUACAAGAAGUUCAUUGUUACUGUCAAAGAGCAUGUACAGCGAGGAGAAUCUGUCACUCUAGAGCCUGACACUGAAAUAGAGAGAGAUGAUGAGAUACAGUGGACUUUUGGAGAGAAAGAUGAGCUGAUUGCAAAAAUGGGAAAAAUGACAGGAGAGACCAGAGAGAUAACAUAUCCUGGUGAAGGAUUCAGAGACAGAUUGAAGCUGGACCAGAAGACUGGAUCUCUGACCAUCAGGAACAUCACUAUUAAACACACUGGAGAUUUUAAAGUGAAGAUCAGCAACUGGAGAAAAAUCACUAAAACAAAGAACUUCUCUAUUAUAAUCAAAGCGGAGACGAAGUGUGUGCAGUGAGGGGAAUCUGUCACUCUAGAGCCUGACACUGAAAUAGAGAGAGAUGAUGAGAUACAGUGGACUUUUGGAGAGAAAGA